AUGGCCAAUGUUCUUUAUCCGCAUACCGACUUUCACCCAAGACCAGUGCCUCACACACCUUCAUCUUUUGGAUUUGGAUUUGGACUCGGUCCUUCUCCUUCAACCUCCAUGAGUACUGCCACAGGCUGGGGUGCUUCAACUCCAGGGCACACAAAUCCUGCGGCUUUUCAUCAGCUUGCUUCCUCACUAACUCAGUCGACGUCUAAUAGACCUCAGAAGAGGAGACAUGAUCCCGAAGAUGAAGCAGAGCAUCCGCGACGCUCUCUUUCCCGCGAUGAAUCCAUGGACAGAAGUCCUACACCCGAGCGUCCCAAACGAGCAGCGCCAAAACGUGCUCGGGUCCUCAAUCCAUCGGAAUCUGCUGCCACCAAAGAUGCCACAUCUUCCAAAGACAAGCGAAACUCUGAAGAUUCAAACGAUGACGACGUUGACAUUGGCGUGUUGUUAGCUAGCCUCCCUCCUCAAUCAUUGCUGCCCCUUCUCUCUUCCCUUCUUCAAACUCAGCCUUCGUUGAAGUCUGUAAUCCUUCCUUUAAUUCCCCGACCGACUCUCGAAUCUGCUGAGCAAGUAUUGGCUCAAGCAGCCAAGCGGUUGCGAGAUGCAUAUCCGUACUCCAGCACACCAACGUUUUCACAAGGACCUUCCGUCUUUGGGUCGACACGAGCUCCCCAGUCAAUUUUUGGUCCCACAUCUUCAUCGUCUCCUGUGGGACAACCCGUCAUGCGCGACUCAUAUAUAAUCUCUCGGCUGCGUCCCCACGUUGCGGAUUACGUAUCAACCUGCAUGUCAUACUUUCCCUACUUCUCAUGCAUACCUCCACCAACACAGACGACAGAUUCGUCUCCCGGCAAUCAGACGACUUCGGCGACCACCAUCCAGGGAUUGCACAGGGAUAAAUUCCAUCCUUCGGAAACCUUCCUCUUCCUUGCUGCAGUGACGAAUCAGAUAAUCAACCAGCCGGCUCUUACACUGUCUGAACUGGCGCCGAUGAUUGUCCCACGGCUAACGCAGGAGUGGAAGACAUGGGUCGACAAGAUCGAUGAAGUCGUGAACCGAGAGGGGGGUAUGUUUGGAAGGGAGACGGUGACGGGCUGGGAGCGCGCGCUGGACGCGAUGGUGGAUGCGAAGGCGCCUGGUGUGUCUGAAGAGGUGAUGAGGGGAAUCCGGGACAGCUGGGUAAGCAAGGUGGGCUGGCUGGUGGGGAGAAGCAGCUCGCAACGGAUGGACGAGCUUUAG
Messenger RNA from Psilocybe cubensis, 1236 nucleotides. RefSeq lists its product as uncharacterized. Gene Ontology annotation, biological process: nuclear protein quality control by the ubiquitin-proteasome system; proteasome localization. Bases 1 to 1236 code for a protein of 411 amino acids. Gene Ontology annotation, cellular component: nucleus. The record is from RefSeq and is a predicted model, not a curated record. The transcript has 2 exons. NCBI's taxonomy places the organism in Eukaryota, Fungi, Basidiomycota, Agaricomycetes, Agaricales, Agrocybaceae.